This is a messenger RNA of Fusarium redolens, 1226 nucleotides long. RefSeq lists its product as uncharacterized. NCBI's taxonomy places the organism in Eukaryota, Fungi, Ascomycota, Sordariomycetes, Hypocreales, Nectriaceae. The record is from RefSeq and is a predicted model, not a curated record. Bases 327 to 1094 code for a protein of 255 amino acids. The transcript has a single exon.
CGACCGCCCAGCGAAGUGUCAGCCUGUAAUAUUUAUUUGACUUAACCUUGGCUAGUAUCCUAAAAAAAUAAAAAGGCUCUUAGCAAAAAGCAUGGUAACUAUUCCCUAAAAGUAAAAGAAAAGCCAGUAUUUAUGUUGGUUACAGGGAUCAGGCCUGUAGUGCCUGAGGCCACCACAUACUGAUAAAAAACAAUAAAUGGAGAACACUUCCCUUCCGUCAUUUCCCCUCUACAAGUAACUGCAUCACAAGUAACAACACCAAUUUAAACCUCGUCCGCAUUUUAAUUUCUUCACGUUGCAUUCGGCACUAGCAACACCUUAACAACAUGGUCAGGCCUCACGAAAUGAUCGACAUGAUAUGGCAGCCUCCCAGCACGCGUGUGGGGAGGGGUCGUCGCAUGCAGAAGCUUGAUAGAACGCUUCCCGAAAACUCAAAGUACUACGGUCAUUGGGGUUACACUAUCUAUCGCACACACUAUAGUCUCGAGUCCGAUAAGCAAUGGGAUACACUACUUGAUGCUUUAAAGAAGCAAACUAUGCUUGCAGUUGGCUACUAUCAAGACGAGCCCUUUGAAGAUGAGCUGAUGCAUCAACGGGCUGAUUUCUUACCAAAAGCCUGGUACUAUAAAAGCCAAAAAGAAUAUUCGGACGACGUUAAACGAAUCAAAGACUUGUUCUAUCUUGACAUUCGUCAGGAUCCAUCACUCGACGGCCUGGGAGUCCACGAGAUCCGCGAAGUGUGCCUUCGUGAUAGGCCGGAGGAAGAAGAAGCCAUGGCAGGGCGUCUUUUUAAUUUCGUUCUUCUUGCCGAUAAAGCAGUAUUUGAAGCUAUGGAAAGGGGCGAAUUUGUAGUCAAGGCAAUCUCGUAUGACUGGCGGGACGGCUGGAACAAUUGGGGCUGGAUGAGAAUACCAACGGGUUACCUGCUUGCCCUUUGGCAGUCGCUUAUGGGAAAGGACGAUAAUUACCAUACGGUACUGUCUUUCAAUGGUCCAGAAGAGGACCUAGAGGAGUACAUAUGGCGUGGUGGCUGGAACGCGGAUCCGACAAACAAAUGCUCCGAAAUACGCAUGGAAAUGCAUUUACUACCGUAACCACCAGUAGCCAGAAAACCCGACCUAGAUUAGAAGGCACUUACUCAAGUCGUCUGUUGAAAAUGCAAUGACUUAUCCUCACUAAAGAUACAAAAAUGACUACCAGAUAUCUCGUUCUCAAUACAUUCUAAC